This is a messenger RNA of Phaeodactylum tricornutum CCAP 1055/1, 891 nucleotides long. RefSeq lists its product with no specific name. The transcript has a single exon. Gene Ontology annotation, cellular component: nucleus; proteasome core complex; cytosol. The coding region runs from base 66 to 860 and encodes 264 amino acids. Gene Ontology annotation, biological process: ubiquitin-dependent protein catabolic process. Lineage: Eukaryota; Bacillariophyta; Bacillariophyceae; Surirellales; Neidiaceae. The record is from RefSeq and is a predicted model, not a curated record.
AAAGCGCCUCCUGAUAUCGGUAGCAUCCCAAUUCUACUCUUUAUCACCAAGAAUCACUGUUAACAAUGGCUCGACGUUACGAUAGUUCCACUACGACCUUCUCGCCGGAAGGUCGUCUGCAUCAGGUUGAAUACGCGAUUGAAGCGAUCAACAACGCCGGUACUUGCGUGGGGAUCCUUGCCCGGGACGGCAUUGUCAUGGCUUCGGAACGCCGCAUUACGUCCGGUCUACUGGCACCUUCCAAGACAUCCGAAAAGACGUAUCCCUUGGCCGCUCAUGCCGCCUGCAAUGUCGCGGGUUUAACGGCCGAUGCGAACAUUUUGAUUGAGCAAGCCCGCCUGCGGGCGGGACGAUACCAGUAUCAGUAUCAGGAACCCAUUCCGGUGGAGCAGCUUGUGGAACACGUCUGCAAUUACAAACAGUUUUACACGCAGCGUGGUGGACUCCGCCCGUUUGGAGUAGCAUUCUUGUUCGCGGGUUACGAUGAACACUUUGGCUUUCAAUUGUAUCAGUCGGAUCCGUCUGGUAAUUACAGUGGGUGGAAAGCGACCGUGAUCGGGGCCAACAAUCAGGCCGGGAAGAGUAUCUUGAAGACAGAAUACCAAAAGGAUAGCAGUGACGAUAUGGCGGAAGGAGAUGAACCCGUUGUCCCGACCGUUGAGGAGUGUCUCAAACUUGCCGUCAAGGUUUUGAACAAAACGAUGGAUGGUACGGGAGCGGCGGCUGCCGAAAAGAUGGAGCUCUUUACGAUGAGACUGGACGAGAACAAACAAUGCGUUCAUCAUAUUCUAACCAAGGAUGAAGCUCAGGCAGUUCUAGAGCAAGUGGAAGCCGAGUCGGCGGCUGCAGGAGAUUCGUAGUACAUACCUGUAUCACACUAAAGAGUAUUCU